Messenger RNA from Rotaria sordida, 1400 nucleotides. Lineage: Eukaryota; Metazoa; Rotifera; Eurotatoria; Philodinida; Philodinidae. The record is from the annotation of a GenBank genome assembly.
AUGUGUCCACAAUUAUUAUUAGUUGCUGAAAUAUUUUUAUAUACAGCAACAGUAGAAUAUGAUUUUAGAACAACGAAUAGAAUAUUAACUGAUCUACGAAAUCAUUUAACAAUAGAACAUUUAGAACAAUUAAUGAGAAUAUUAGUAGAAGGAUCAUCUGAUUUAAACAAUGAUCUAAAAGAUUUAAUUAUUGAUUAUGAGAAAAGUAAAAAAUUCCGGUUUAAUUUAGAUUUAUUGUUUUCUUUUCAACGUGUUUUUUCACACUGUAUUGGUAAUCGAAGAAGAAGUGUAAUGGUGUUGUGAAAAAAAAGAGUCUGUAUGUCUUUACUAUAUGGCAAAAAUAUUUUUACCUAGCAGCCCCUUCAAAUAUUUCAAUCAUCCACGCGAAAAGCGAAAUCCAGAUAAAACACUGAUCAUAAUAUCACUUGCUGAAUGAGAUGUUUCAUUUAAUUUGAAGACAUAUCGUUCUGAACAUAAGUAGUUGUCCUUCAUAAAGUGCUACUAUUCUUUUAUGGUAUUGAGCUGGGAUGCAUGUGUGCAACAACAAAUCCUAAUCGCAAACACCAACUCACUUUCUAUCGGCUAACAUAUACUGAAGUAAUGAUUCAGACAUCAUCUUAUCUCAAACAUGGUGGGACAAACAUUUUCAUUUAACUUCUCAUUCGAAAGCUCAAUAAUGUAAUUAUCCUCUACUCCGAAUGUUUUUUAGAUAACUGAGAUAUGGUCUUUUCAUUAGAGGUGUAAGCCGUACAGCUGAGCCGCCGUCGCUGACAUCUAUACAUACACGAUCGAACAUUUUUUCAUCAGUUGAGUUUCUAACUACGGAAAUUUUUUUUUCUCAAAAGAAUACUUCAAUUUUAAACUUAGCAGUCGUCGUUCGAUUUUUCAGCUUACACCUCUACUUCUCAUUAAGAAUGUCUGUUGAAGAUCAAAUUCUUGGAUGGAUCUUUUCCACGAUGACUUUGAUCAAUUCAUUUGAAAACUUUAAUAGAAAAUUCCCGUGAAACAAUGAAUCUGUUCUGAAAGUUGAGUUAGUGCUACGACAUCCGUGUGCACUUAUUAGUGAGAUCUUCACUAUAUGUCACGGGCUUUGAUGAUAAUAGAUUCAUCGUACAUGUUUGAAAACUAAACAAUUUCUUUUUUUUUGUGUGAAACGCGAUUUAAAAGAAUUGUUGAAGUAUAGGGGUAGAAAUUUGAAUCGCUACUACGCACUUUAAUCUUCUUUAGGAAUGUUGGUGGAUAUCUUAGCAAUGUCUCUUCUCCAUCAUAGAGUUUAAUAAAUUGCGCUAACCGAUUUUUUUUUUUGGUUUGUUGAUUUUAUUUCAUUUACUAGAAAAUAUUUAUCUUACUUCUACAACCAUGGAAUGUCCCGUAUAAAUUGAUAAAGCAUCUAAAUUUUU